AUGACUACAUUAACAGUACGAGAAGCUGUAUACUACUCAGCUCAACUCCAACUUCCUGAUUCCAUGUCAAAAUACGAGAAGAAGGAGAGAGCUGAUGCAACAAUUAGAGAGAUGGGAUUGCAAGACGCCAUGGACACAAGAAUUGGAGGGUGGAGUGUGAAAGGACUUAGCGGUGGACAAAAGAGAAGAGUUAGCAUUUGCAUUGAAAUCUUGACGCGCCCAAAGCUUCUCUUCCUAGAUGAGCCUACUAGUGGCCUUGACAGUGCAGCGUCUUACCAUGUCAUGAACCGAAUUAUCAGACUUGCCCAACAAGACAGAAGGACAAUCAUUGCAUCUAUCCAUCAACCGAGUAGUGAAGUUUUUGAGCUUUUCCAGAAUCUUUGCCUUCUCUCCUCUGGUAGAACCGUCUAUUUUGGCUCCACUUCAGCAGCAAAUGAGGGAGGCUAG
This is a messenger RNA of Ilex paraguariensis (yerba mate), 447 nucleotides long. Lineage: Eukaryota; Viridiplantae; Streptophyta; Magnoliopsida; Aquifoliales; Aquifoliaceae. The record is from the annotation of a GenBank genome assembly.